AUGUCCACCCCAAAUCUAGACGCCCUCAAACGCGAUGGCUUCGUAGUAGUCCGCAACCUCCUAACCCCCACCGAGGUAUCGCAAUACCGCGAAAUCGCUACAAAAGCAACAACUCUAACUCGCAACGGCAGCUGGCCACACUUUCGCACUGUCCCAAAACAAUUCCCACCCUGGCCGACAAUCGCACCGCCCGCCUCGGAGGGUGGCAUCUGGGGCGUGCAGCACCUCCUGCACCCCGAGAUGCCAGGACGGGACAGUUUCGCACGAUGCUACUUCUCUCCCACAAUCCUCUCCGUAGCGGAAGAGCUAAUGGGCAUUGCAAAUACCACCGGCGGCGAGACUGAGCCUCUCGUCAUGGAAUUAUUUAAUCUGCUCGUGGCGCCCGAAACCAAAGACUUCGAACUCCGCUGGCACCGAGACGAUAUCUCCGAGCACGCAACUGCCGAGGAAGAACUCGCUCAGCUUGCAGCGAAGGCGCCUGAAGGCCGUCAGUCACAUUGUCAGUAUAACUUAGCGCUGUGUCCUGAUGCGUCGUUGAUUGUUAUGCCGGGGACGCAUGCGCGCGCGCGAACGCAGGUCGAGCGUGAGGCUGAUCCUUAUGCGGCUGAGUUGCCAGAUCAGUUGGUUGUUCAGUUAGAGCCUGGAGAUGCUGUAUUUUAUAAUAGUAACAUCUUGCAUCGCGGGGUUUACCGGGGGAAGAGUGAGGGUGGGACUGAGACGCGGUUGACGUUGCAUGGAAGUCUGGGGUUGAAGGCUUGUGGAGGUGGGGGGGAUGAUGCUGAGGAACAGAAGAAGAGGGUUAGAUCUACUGCUGUGUUACAGCAUGGAGUUGGGGCUUGGGUUAAUCGUGAAGAUGCUGCUUUUGGGCUUGGGGAGAGGGCGGAAAGAAUGAGGGCUAAUCUUGUUGAGAUGGGGACUGGUGAGGGGGUUGGAUUUUCUUUACAAGGGUAG
Penicillium digitatum Pd1 is the source of this 951-nucleotide messenger RNA. The record is from RefSeq and is a predicted model, not a curated record. Lineage: Eukaryota; Fungi; Ascomycota; Eurotiomycetes; Eurotiales; Aspergillaceae.